UGAAGGAUCCUCAACUCAAUAAGAUCAAAUGAAUAAAUGCCUUCCAAGAAACUGUGCUUGACCAUGAUAGGAACCUCUCACCAGAGUUCAGGUUUGCUGUUAAGAUCAGCAAACAGCAGUAGGUAGGUAUCAUUUUUUAAAAUCGGAUUUAGUGAUGCCCUGCACACGUAUUUUCCUUCUUUCCAUCUGUGCCAUGGAGAAAUUUGUGCAGCAACUAGAGUUAAAUGUGCAAUUUAAGGGGCAUUAUUUUCUUUCUCAGAAUCUAGUGAGCCCUGCCUAUCUUUAUCAUUAACAACUUUGCUGGCCAAAUGAUUAGAAGGGAGGUACCAAUCACAUGAAAAUUACAUCUCUCCCUUCUCUGUUUCACCAAACGUUUCCUUCACUUUCUGCAUAUUUCUUUUCUCAAGACCCAUAUAUAACUUUGAAUUCUUUCAAUACUAUCCAUCUUAAAAAUAUGGCUUCGACUCUGAUGGCCCUGGUUUUGACCUGUCUCACCUUUCAACUAGUCCUUACCAAUGCACAAACACCAGCAGCUGCACCCGCUACGGCUACAACGCCGCCGCCACCUACCACACCAAUUGCACCAGCUGCGCAACCACCGACUACUGUAACACCACCCCCAGUAACUGCAGCAGCAACCCCACCCACAACCCCGCCAACAACAUCACCACCCCCUAAAGUUGCACCAUCCACAAGCCCGACAGUCCCACCCCCAAAAACUCCACCAGCACAACCACCAAAGAUUUCACCUGUCUCAACUCCAUCUCAGCCACCAACACUGCCACCACCACUACCACCUCCACAAGUAGCACCACAGGUAUCCCCAACCCCAGCUCCUGUUAAGAAAUCGCCAGCGCCAGCACCAGUCAAGGCAGCACCAGUGCCCUCACCAUCACAAGCACCGCCAGUACCAGCGCCAACACCAGUUGUCGCAGAACCAGCUCCAGCCCCUGUGGAAGUGCCGUCACCUGCACCUGCUCCACAUAAACACAAGAAAAGGAAGCACAAGCACAGGAGGCAUCAUCAUGCACCAGCACCGGCGCCAACUGUCCAAAGUCCCCCAGCCCCACCUAUAGUGACAGAGACAGAGGAUACAACACCAGCACCAUCACCAACUUUGGAUUUGAGCGGAGGAAAUGCACAGCACCAGAAAGGAGCAAAGUCUGCUAUUUGGAUUACGACUGGAUUAGCUAUUGCUAUACUGCUGGCAAUGACAAGCUAGUAUCUUAGAUGAUGCACAAUGAAUUCAUUGGUGUUGCACGGAGACAAUUAUUUCAUAUGUGAAACUCAGAUGUAGGAAUGAAUAAUGCAAGAGAUGAACCAACAACAUUAGCAUUUUUUGUACUUGCCACAUGUUCAAUAUAUUGAGGGAGAUGAAUUUCGGGUUUCAACAACA
Rosa rugosa (rugosa rose) is the source of this 1396-nucleotide messenger RNA. RefSeq names its product lysine-rich arabinogalactan protein 19. Lineage: Eukaryota; Viridiplantae; Streptophyta; Magnoliopsida; Rosales; Rosaceae. The record is from RefSeq and is a predicted model, not a curated record. Bases 335 to 1222 code for a protein of 295 amino acids. Gene Ontology annotation, cellular component: plasma membrane. The transcript is spliced from 2 exons.